CAAAACAUUAUUCGCCUCAGGGAGAACAAGAAGAAAAGAAUGUCAGAAAUAGAAAACAAAAAGCCAGAAGUAGAAGAAGAAGAAUCAUCAGCCACUACUACUACGACAUGGCCGGAUAUCGAAGAAGAACUAGUGAUACCCGAGGUUUUACAUAGCGAAGGCGUGAAGAAACUUCACAUGAGCAUUCAAACCGAGUGGGAUUACCUUCAGAAGUCUGCUUGCCAAACCGCUGCAGGAAGAGCAUUGUGGAAACAUGUCAUUCAUGAUCCACUUGCUCAUUUGUUUGCUGGAGAGACACAUUUGAGAAACCUACACACAAAGAUUCAGACUGAUAGGCUCAACAAUGCUCGAGAGGUGUCCGGUGUGAUUCUAGCAGUUCGAACUCUCUGGUUUGACACAAGGAUUCAGGCUGCUCUGGAUUCUUUCGACAAUGAUGCAGCGCAGGUCGUUCUACUCGGUGCAGGGAUGGAUGCGAGAUCAUACAGACUAAGCUGCUUGAACAAAACUGACGUAUUCGAAGUGGAUUUUCCUGAUGUCUUAGAAACGAAAACGAGCCUAGUUCAAGCUGCAGUAAAAGCCAGAGAGGAGCUUAAGAUGACGGCGAAGUCACUAGUCAGAGUAGCAAUCGAUAUCAGAGACAAUCAUUGGUUUGAAAAACUUAAGAAAUCGGGUUUCAUGCCAGAGGUAAACACGGUAUGGGUUCUCGAAGGCAUUCUCUAUUACCUAUCUCACACAGAGGCAAUGCAAGUACUAAACCUCAUAGCUGAGAAGUGUGCACUCACCAGCACAGUUCUCUUGGCGGAUUUCAUGAACAAACCGUCUGCUACGCUGCCAAACUCUGUGUUCCACUUCUACAGUGACUGGCCUGAUCAGCUCUUACCAUCUUUGGGGUUCUCUCAUGUCAGCCUCUCACAGAUUGGUGAUCCAGAUGCGAAUUUCGGUCUGCUGCACGACCCACGGAAUCUCUUCAACAAACUUCUUCGCCUGCCAAGGUCUGCACAGAUCCACCCAGACGAUGGAACACCGUGCUGCCGCUUAUACUUGGUCGAAGCUUCUGGUUCACCGCCUCCAGAUAAUCCCAUAGAGAACAUGUAAGCAUGUAAAAGCUCAUUCAACAAAUGCAUGUGGCACUGCACACUUUUGCAGAACAUGUAUAUGCUGAGUCUUUCACACCAUAGAAACUGUGUAGGAGAUUGUUGGUCAUUUGAUGUAUAAACCAUUGAUAUA
Eutrema salsugineum is the source of this 1227-nucleotide messenger RNA. RefSeq names its product putative S-adenosyl-L-methionine-dependent methyltransferase MMAR_1068. Gene Ontology annotation, molecular function: methyltransferase activity. The coding region runs from base 40 to 1095 and encodes 351 amino acids. Gene Ontology annotation, biological process: methylation. The transcript is spliced from 2 exons. The record is from RefSeq and is a predicted model, not a curated record. NCBI's taxonomy places the organism in Eukaryota, Viridiplantae, Streptophyta, Magnoliopsida, Brassicales, Brassicaceae.